CCCCUUCAAAACAAUAUAACCUCUUAAUACGUGUUGAACUUUAAUUUUUUUUUACCUAAUUAAAUUAAUUACGUUAAAUGUUGAUGUUAGCAACCCAAAAGUAGAUUUGUUUAUUUAUAAUAUGUCAGGUGGUUCCGGCGAUGAGCAAAGAGAGGACGGUGAAUUAAGACAGAGCCCCAUUUCGCGUAGACAAAAAAUUAAUACAAUGGAAUACAGUGACGAAGAUGGUGAAACGAUCGAUUCAUUGGAUAUUAAGCCACCCCAAGCUUCAAUUCCAUCCCAAAGUCGAUCAAAAAGUCGUCGAGAACUGAAUGAACGCCACCAUAAACGUUCUGAGCGUCAUAAAGAAGAUCGACAUGGUCAUAGGCAAAAGCAUCACCGCGAACGCAAAGAUAGAGAACACCGCGAAAAAGAGCGUUAUUACAGAGAGAAGGUAAAUUAUGAAAAUUAUGGGUUAGAAUAUGUAGCUUAUCGAGCGUCUGAACGUAAAGAAGAGAAAAUGCGUCAUUCGGAUUUCCGUAAAUAUCAAGAGAAAAAGGAGAGGGAUCCCCACGAACGUUAUCCUGAAGAGAAACAUCGUCGUGAAAAAUCAAUGGGGGAUAGAACACUACAAGAUUUAAGAGAACGAUUAUUGAGUAAACGAGGAAACAAAGGUGAAGAUGAAUAUAAAUAUGAAAGGGGCGAGUCCCACCGUGAAAGAAAACCCAAAGAAUACGAAAGUUUAGAUAGCGCUUUACAAGGUGAGGCAGGAAUGUAUGUUAAAGAAAUAAUAAACAUAAGCACCGAAGAGAGGCGAAGCAAAAAAGAUCGCGAAGAAGAUAAAUUAACAGAAGAAGAGCGCGCAGAACAAGAUAUGCGUAGAGAAAAACUUUUAGAGGCAGAGCGCGAAAUGGCGCGACAAAAAGAGCAAUCGCGCAUCGAACGCGAACGUCGUCACAUUGAAAAACAAGCCAAAAGAAAAUUCGAAGAAGAAACAACCUUAGCUAAGAAACAACGCGUUGAAGAAGCAACCGUCACAGUUUCAGACAAUUCCGACGAAGAAUACGAAGAUAUUGAACGCGAAAUUGACGACGAUGAAGAAGAAGAAGAAGAGGAAGAAGUAAGCGAACGCAGUAGAAGUCGCCAACGAAGUACAAGCGUUGAAUCAAACACUAAUCAAUCAUUAAGUAGCCACGAAGAACGUUACGUUUCCGAUCAUCAUCAAUCUAAAUCAAGGAGUCGAUCCCAAAGCUCAGAAAAAGAUCGAAAUUUGAGUCGAUCAAGGUCGAGAACGCGAUCACCAUCGUUAGAUCGUAACGGAAAAGAAUUAGCUGUUGAUGAUAAAGAUGAUGAGCUCCUUGAAGAAAAAAAAGAUGAAACUAAUGAUGAGGAGAAAAAGCCGAAAUUCGAUGAGGAUUUACCACCGUAUUUUCCGGCGAUUCAAGGAUGUCGGUCUGUUGAGGAAUUUCAAUGUUUGAAUAAAAUUGAAGAAGGUACUUAUGGGGUUGUUUAUCGCGCUAGAGAUAAACGCACCGAAGAAAUCGUUGCUUUGAAACGGUUAAAAAUGGAAAAAGAAAAGGAGGGGUUUCCCAUAACAUCGUUACGCGAAAUUAAUACUUUAUUGAAAGGUCAACAUCCAAACAUAGUAACCGUGCGAGAAAUAGUCGUUGGAAGUAAUAUGGAUAAAAUUUUUAUCGUAAUGGAUUAUGUUGAGCACGAUUUAAAAUCGUUAAUGGAAACGAUGCGUCAUAAAAAGCAAACUUUUACCGCGGGCGAAGUUAAAUGUUUAUUAAAACAAUUAUUAGCCGCUGUAGCUCAUUUACAUGACAAUUGGAUUUUACAUCGCGAUUUAAAAACGUCCAAUCUGUUAUUAUCCCAUAAAGGAAUUUUGAAAGUUGGGGAUUUCGGUUUAGCUAGAGAAUACGGUUCCCCUUUGAAAGCUUACACCCCCAUUGUUGUAACUUUAUGGUAUCGCGCCCCCGAAUUAUUAUUAUGCACCAAAGAAUAUUCAACACCCAUCGACAUUUGGUCCGUUGGAUGUAUAUUCGCCGAAUUAUUAUUAAUGAACGCAUAUUUUCCCGGAAAAUCCGAAGUUGAUCAAUUAAACAAAGUUUUUAAGGAACUCGGAACGCCGAGCGAAAAAAUUUGGCCGGGAUUUAAACAACUUCCGGCGGUUCAAAAAAUGAAAUUUGCCGAGUUUCCCGUUUCUAAUCUUCGAAAUCGUUUUAGUAUGUUGACCGAAUUGGGAUUGGGAUUACUUUGUAAAUUUUUAACGUACGAUCCCGUUCAACGAGUUACAGCUGAGGAUGCUUUGAAACAUGGUUAUUUCAAUGAAGCUCCACUUCCUAUCGAUCCUUCCAUGUUUCCUACUUGGCCUGCUAAAAGCGAACUUGGACAUAGAAGAGCUAUGGCAGCUAGUCCAAAACCACCAUCUGGUGGAAGAGAAUAUAAACAAUUAAGAGCUGAUGGUGAUGAUGAUGGAUACGGAUUUAGGAUUGGAAUUUCAGCUGCUGAUAGUCGAAGAUUGGCUAUGGGAGGUGGAUUUAGUUUGAAGUUUUAAUUAUAUUUAUUGUAUAAGUUUCAGCAAAUAGUUGCUAAUUUUGAAUAUUAAUAAA
Onthophagus taurus is the source of this 2594-nucleotide messenger RNA. RefSeq names its product cyclin dependent kinase 11B pitslre. Gene Ontology annotation, cellular component: nucleus. Gene Ontology annotation, biological process: protein phosphorylation; regulation of mitotic cell cycle. Gene Ontology annotation, molecular function: ATP binding; protein serine/threonine kinase activity. The record is from RefSeq and is a predicted model, not a curated record. NCBI's taxonomy places the organism in Eukaryota, Metazoa, Arthropoda, Insecta, Coleoptera, Scarabaeidae.